GCGUUCAAUCUGUCAUCAAAACUAUAACAUUGAAUGCAUCAAAGAGUAAAAACGAUGAUCGCUUCAGUUAAAUAAAUAGCUAGUCGCAUCAUUUUUGAAUUUAUAUAUGUACGUCAUAUAAUUUGAUUAUUGGCACAUUAAAAUGGAUAUUGAUAGUAAAUCAUCAUGAUAAUUUCGUAUUAGUCUGAUUGUGUUUCUGUUUGUUUGUCUUCUGCCAGUUCAUUGACAACAAUAUGAAGCAACCACGAUUUUCCAUCCAUGACGCAUUUGAAGAGGAGAAUGAUGAAGCAAUUCGAGUGUAUGGAUCAACGGUUAUUUCCAAUGUACCAAAACCAUCUGGAUCGGCAUCGGGUAGCGGAAAUACUGGCGUAGGGUAUGCUAGCAAUAAUACAACAACAACAACAAAUGAGAUGACAUGUGAUCCUAGAAAUAAUAAAUUUGGCGCUGAUGAUACCACAUCGAGUAGGGAUAGCGAUUCACUUAUCCAAGAGUACAUAAAUGUGCCACAAACAGAUCUUUACUCCCAUUGUUGGAACCAUCCUAAAAUUCGAGAAAAUUGGCGUACCGUUUUGGCAGCAGUAACAUUGCUUGUUAUAGGUGUUGUGCUAGUUUGUUUGGGUAUCAUUUCAAUCGCGAACCCAGCGAAUGGUUCCCGCGGAUUCGUCUUUCUAUUAGCAGGAUCUAUAUGUUUUAUACCUGGGGCCUAUCAUGUGGUUUACAUAUGGCUUGCAGCUAUUGGUUUUCGAGGCUAUAAUUUUUAUCACCUCCCGCUAUUUACUUAAGUUUCCUCAUACAGCUAUAGCUCAAGAUGGGAAAGUUCAAACAGGAAAGAAUAUUUCCUAAAUUUAUUUUGUGGAAUGAUUCGUGAAAUGGCCUUUUUGCCAUAUUGAUUUUCCAAUUUAUUUACGCGAAAAUGACUAAUUUAUCUGACGAACAGAAAGAACAUCUAAACUGAGUCCACUACGAACAAAGUCUCUUUUACGCUAACAGCAGUUCGUACACGAACGAGUCAGUGCGACAGUUGGCGUGAGCGAGACAAAGUUUGACAGCAAACAAUUUGGUUAUAUCGGUUUAAAUGUUCUUUCAUUUUGAACAAAUAAUAAUGCAUGAAUAUUAAGAGUCCGACUAAAUAGUCUAAAAAUAUAUUCUUAAGCGUUUCUAUGUCUUAUAAUUUAUAAAAAAAUUGCAGAACAAAAAUUGUGUAGCAUCAAUUUGAAGAGUAAAAAAUUCUGUGAAAAUUGAUGGUAUUCAAACAACAUAGUGAAUGUUAUUCACACUUCCAGAGCAAAAACACAUCGAUGGAUUAAAAAAGUUCAUGUUUUAAAUUGCCCAUGCGAAGUGAAUAUUCAUCCAUAUAUGAUAUUGAUCCGAAAGAAACAAAACAAAUAAAGGAAAGAGUACAUUUUUAAGUUCA
Messenger RNA from Sitodiplosis mosellana (orange wheat blossom midge), 1414 nucleotides. RefSeq lists its product as uncharacterized. The transcript has 6 exons. The record is from RefSeq and is a predicted model, not a curated record. The coding region runs from base 234 to 782 and encodes 182 amino acids. NCBI's taxonomy places the organism in Eukaryota, Metazoa, Arthropoda, Insecta, Diptera, Cecidomyiidae.